CCAAUAUUUUUGAAUAAGUGUGAGUAUGUAUGUUUAGCACAGAAUGUUGUCUUUUAAAUAGUAUCUGCAGAUGUAGUUAAUGUCUGCGCAGUGCUUUGCCUAGGACACCUGUGAACCGCAAACACGCCACGUGAUCAAUUCAGGAACUACUUUGUAAAUACAACUUGACCUAGACAUGCGGUUUAUGGUUUAAACUAGUUUGCUAAGUUCUUUCUAAAUGUCUUCACAUUGAACAUGGUCGCAUAUGUAUGCUGGACACAAAUAAUUCACUGUCUUUGUGGGAGUUUGUUUGAUUGUUACAAACAUGGAUAUUAACUUGCUGUUUUGGAAAAACGAGGGCAAGACGUUCCUCAGUCGACUACGAAUAUGGUUUAGUGUUCUUGACCCAAGAUCAUUAUUCAGCUCUGAUGCUGAAAUAAAAAAUGCCCCCUCAAUUAUUGGAAGUGCAGAGAGAAAUCUGAACUAUGAGUCGUCUGUUCAUGCUGGUACCAGUGAUAUACUGCCAACCGUUUUCCGGCCUCAAGCAUUCUUUCCAAUAUCAGCACCUUUGGUUGUUGCUAGCUUUUUGCCACACACCAUGGUGAAAUCAGCACUUCUCUGGCAGUUUUUGCUUCAGAGCUACGUUGCUGGAUUCAAUCAUGCAAACAGAAAUACAUUGCCUGACCAGGGGCUUAAGACAUCUUUGAAACAGGGACUGCUCAUUGUUGGUUCAGUUGCGUAUGCAACAUGUGCAGGUGCAAUUCCUCAAAUUGUGAUGCGGCGAUUACGCUUGAGCAGCCCAGCUGCCCAGAUGUUUUUUAGGUCCAUAUUACCAAUUCCCCUCUCAGCCUCUCUGAUGUAUUUUAACGUGGUCGUUAUCAGAAGUGAGGAGUCUGAGAAUGGAAUCCAGGUGUUUGAUACCGAUGGCAAUUCUGUUGGAAUGUCUAAGGCAGCUGGAACAAAAGCUGUACAGGAGACUGCUGUCUCCAGAGCUGCGCUGUUCGGUACAACGGCUGCAGUACCUAGUUUAGUUUUGUUCCUCCUGCAAAAGGGAAGGUUUCUCCAAAGCCCUCUGUUAUUGGCUCCUAUACGUCACAUCAGCACUGCGAUUGUCCUGGGCUUGAUGAUUCCGGUGUCCUUCAGUCUCUAUCCACAGCUCGGAACAAUAAAAAAGGAAAACCUAGAAAAGGAAUUUCAGCCUGCCGCUGCAAGUGGUCCACUGUUCUACCAUAAGGGGCUUUGAGGCCCUUCAUCUAGGUGAUUUCUUUGAUGGGGCAAGAAGAAAAGCAAUCUUUAAUACCCUUCAGAUACCCUUAAAAUUUAUGUAUGACUUAAAUACAAUAUAUAUGUGUAUGUAUAUGUUUGAUAGAUAUACAGGUAUUUUGUAUUUCUAACAUGCAGACACAUUGGAAGGACCUGCGCCCUUAUCCUCAAUAACAUUCUUUGACUUAUUUUUUGUGGUGACAAAAAUGUGAAUAUAAAUGUUUAGAAGUAACUUGAUUCAAAAAAUUCAUUGACUGUAGUUCAAGACGUAAAAUACAGAUAACAAAAUACUAGUAAGUUGAAUGCAUUUCAAACACAUUUAAACAGUUGUCAUACACCAGGACGAUGAAAUCAGUCAUUAAUUACAAAUGUAUACUGAAAGGAGUCCAAGUAUCCAUGCUGUUUAAUUUAAUAGCUGCAACUUGUAUGUUGAUGUACCGUAAAUAAAGCACUGCUAAUUAAUUAACAAAUCUCCUUCCUCAUACAGCUUUUUGCAAACAUUAAGUCAGUCAUUUGGUUUAAAAACUGUUCAAUUGUAUUUAUAAUGCUUCUUUAGUUAUUUAUUAAACAUGUAAUGAAAAACACAAUGGAUUUUCUUGAUGAUUUAGUUACACAAAUAUGAAAAGUUUCUAAAACAGAUGUGCACAUACUGCACACAGUGUAAAUAUCAAGUCAGACACAUACUAGCCCUUUUUAUCAAAAGGACACCAUGAAAUGUUAUGCAACAUUUAGAAAAAUGUAUAUCCACUAACAAUGGCUGACAGUUGACCAGGGAGGAGAGAUCAUUUAAGCCUCCACCCUUUGCAAUCAGUCCACUGCUUAUCAAACUGAGGACAGGUGUUAUGGGUUCUCCUUCUCAAACCAACACCCAAAUGUAGGAUAAUGCAAUGCAAGAAAAUCCUCCUAA
This is a messenger RNA of Esox lucius (northern pike), 2149 nucleotides long. RefSeq names its product sideroflexin 4 (gene sfxn4). The coding region runs from base 305 to 1222 and encodes 305 amino acids. Gene Ontology annotation, molecular function: monoatomic ion transmembrane transporter activity. Gene Ontology annotation, cellular component: mitochondrial inner membrane. The record is from RefSeq and is a predicted model, not a curated record. Gene Ontology annotation, biological process: monoatomic ion transport; mitochondrial transmembrane transport. Lineage: Eukaryota; Metazoa; Chordata; Actinopteri; Esociformes; Esocidae. The transcript has 13 exons.